CUUUGUUAUAGACUCGUUUCCCGCCUAUUUUCCUCUCGCUUUCUAUCGCGCUUACACCAACACAGCGAGUCUACGACUCUGCCGCUCAAUUUCAAUCUCUAGAAAGGGGUAAAGCAGAUAAGGAUCAGAAUGGAAAAUAGCGGAUCUGUUCCUGGAUCGAGGCAAACGAAUUUGAAGAAAUCAUUCGAUCGCAGCUUGCGCUCCUUGUUUACUGCCUGCUCAUUCGAGGAAUUCCGUAAAGCUUUUCCAAGUUUAACUGCAGCUGAGCAGGACCGCCUCCAUCAGCUCUUUGCUCAGGUUGUCCCUUCGUUGCAUCAAGAUAUUGAGGAACAAUUUGAGUCAAUAUUUGUUGGGACACAGGCAGGAGAAAUUCUUGAUACUGUAGAAGAGCUAGUGGAAGAACAGACUCUGGAUCCUCUACAUUCUAAGAAGAGUAAUGUAGAAGAAACGGCUAAUAAACUUUUGGAAGCAAAGAAAAAUGAGGUCAAUCAUUUGAAGGGACUAUUGGAAAAGGCAGAAAAAAAGAAAUGUGAAAUGAAAGCACGUGUCGAACAACUCAAGAAAGAAAAGCAAGACUUCUCAGGAGCUGAAAAUCUUGUAAAUGAGUUAAGGAACAACAACCUGAACUAUUUGACUGGCUACCAGACUUAGCAUAUCUAUCAACCUGUGAAUGGGAUGAACAUAUUUCUGAAGAAGUAGACACUUGGAAGAGCUCUUGUUGCUGCCUACAUACGACUUCGUGGAGAUUGUGAGAAACGGCGUUCGAUAUAUCUUUGAUUAAGUUUACUUUUCAUUUUCUUUAAUCAAUGGAGAUUUGGGAGUUUGACGUUCUUACAUAUGAUCAUAGUCAAACAAUCGAUCAGAUUGAGAGAGCAUUGUAAAGAACUUCUGCUGAUUAAAUCUAAAGAUAGUGUGAUGAACGUGAACAUGUAUUUGUUCGGGACGAACAA
Messenger RNA from Salvia splendens (bonfire salvia), 950 nucleotides. RefSeq lists its product as uncharacterized. Gene Ontology annotation, cellular component: MIS12/MIND type complex. The transcript is spliced from 9 exons. Gene Ontology annotation, biological process: chromosome segregation. NCBI's taxonomy places the organism in Eukaryota, Viridiplantae, Streptophyta, Magnoliopsida, Lamiales, Lamiaceae. Bases 130 to 651 code for a protein of 173 amino acids. The record is from RefSeq and is a predicted model, not a curated record.